Messenger RNA from Sus scrofa (pig), 7054 nucleotides. The record is from RefSeq and is a predicted model, not a curated record. NCBI's taxonomy places the organism in Eukaryota, Metazoa, Chordata, Mammalia, Artiodactyla, Suidae.
AAAAAAAAAAAGAAGAAGAGGGGCCUGGCGCUGGGGGGGCGUCUCAUUGUUUCGCGGCUGAUUUUGCAUGAAGACUGCCUCACGUGAGGCCACAGAGCAGGGCUGAGACAUCACUGGGCAUCUGUACUCUUGCUGUCUUGAUGAACCAAGGACAGGGUUCAGGACAGGUUAGAGCCAGGGGACCCCACACCCCUUUUGUCGUCUCUGCUCACUUUGCUGCAUUCGUGAGACAGGUUUUAGGUGGAGCCAAAAGGACAGGACGGAGCUGUCUCCUGCCUCCCAGCACAGGGGCGUCAGCUGAGGCUGAGUCCAGCCACGGUAAUCAUUUAUGGAACCAAAAACUUCCGUGCUCUUCAGAGGAGCACCGCAACACGUCGCCCCUACAACACGUAACUUGGAGCGUCGGUGCUCCCGGUCUGCGUCACCCGACACACAGGACAGACUGGAGAAGAGGGGGCGUGAGCGUCCCUCGAGAGAGAGAGGAGGCCGCGAGGAGUCUGACCCCAGAGGACGACUUGGGUUGGAGUCAGCAGACAGGCCGACUCUGCUCGAGGACAUAAAGGAAAACAGGCGCACGAUGGAAAAAGCAGGAAGUCGCCGCAGAGAAGGAGAAGCUGGCCUGCCGGAGCAGUACUACAGCCUGACCUGGUUCCUGAGCCCCGUCCUCGGCCUCAUCUUCACGCCCCUGAUCGGCUCCGCCAGCGACCGGUGCACCCUGAGCUGGGGCCGCCGGCGGCCCUUCAUCCUGGCGCUGUGCGUGGGCGUGCUCUUCGGGGCCGCCCUCUUCCUCAACGGCUCGGCCAUAGGUCUGUCCCUCGGCGAUGUCCCCAACCGGCAGCCCAUUGGCAUCGUGCUCACGGUGCUGGGAGUGGUGGUCCUGGAUUUCAGCGCUGACGCCACCGAGGGGCCCAUCCGAGCCUACCUGCUGGACGUGGUGGACAGCGAGGAGCAGGACAUGGCUCUGAACAUCCACGCCUUCUCUGCCGGCCUUGGUGGGGCCAUCGGCUACGUGCUGGGGGGGCUGGACUGGACCCAGACCUUCCUGGGCUCCUGGUUCCGCACGCAGAACCAGGUGCUCUUCUUCUUCGCGGCCAUCGUCUUCACGGUGUCGGUGGCCCUGCACCUGCUCAGCAUCGAGGAGGAGCAGUACAGCCCCCAGCAGGAGCGCAGCGUGGAGGCGGCCGACGCGCUGGCUCCCGGCCUCCGCGCCAGCGUCCUGGACGGCGGCCCCCUGUUCCCCGACGAGGUGCAGUCGGAGCACGAGCUGGCCCUGGACUACCUGGACGCGGGCCUGGCGCGCAGCAAGAGCGACUCGGUGCUGCACGUGCCCGACGCCGCGCUGGACCUGGAGCCCGAGCUGCUCUUCCUGCGCGACAUCGAGCCCUCCAUCUUCCAGGACGCCUCCUACCCCAGCACGCCCCGCAGCACCAGCCAGGAGCUCGCCCGCGCCCGGCCGCCGCGCCUGCCCCCGCUGCGGCGGGAGCCCGCCGGGGAGGACGAGACCCUGCUGGAGAACCACCUGGACGCAGCCCAGCUCCCGAACGGGGGCGGCUCCCCGCCAUGCGACGGCCUCGUCGGCUUCAGCAGGGCGGACGUGAAGCCCCCGGUCGCAUCGGGCUCCGUGCGGCGGCGCCGGCACAUGUUCCGCCGGCAGGCUUCCAGCACCUUCUCCUACUACGGCAAGAUCGGGUCCCACCGCUACCGCUACCGGCGGGCCAACGCCGUGGUUUUGAUCAAGCCCUCGCGCAGCAUGAGCGACCUCUACGACCUGCAGAAGCGGCAGCGGCAGCGCUGCCGGCGCCGGAACCAGAGCGGGGCCACCACGUCCAGCGGGGACACAGAGAGCGAGGAGGGGGAGGGCGAGACCACCGUGCGGCUGCUGUGGCUGUCCAUGCUGAAGAUGCCCAAGGAGCUGGUGCGGCUCUGCCUCUGCCACCUGCUCACCUGGUUCUCCGUCAUCGCCGAGGCCGUGUUCUACACUGACUUCAUGGGCCAGGUCAUCUUCGAGGGGGACCCCAAGGCCCCGUCCAACUCUACGGCCUGGCAGGCCUACAACUCGGGCGUGAAGAUGGGCUGCUGGGGACUGGUCAUCUACGCGGCCACAGGUGCGACCUGCUCAGCCCUGCUGCAGAAGUACCUGGACAACUACGACCUGAGCAUCAGGGUCAUCUACGUGCUGGGGACGCUGGGCUUCUCGCUGGGCACGGCGGUGAUGGCCAUGUUCGCCAACGUCUACGUGGCCAUGGUCAUGAUCAGCACCAUGGGCGUCGUCUCCAUGAGCAUCUCCUACUGCCCCUACGCCCUGCUCGGCCAGUACCACGACAUCAAGGAGUACGUCCAGCACAGCCCCGGGAGCUCCAGGCGAGGCUUUGGCAUAGACUGCGCCAUCCUCUCCUGCCAGGUCUACAUCUCCCAGAUCCUGGUGGCCUCCGCCCUGGGCGGCGUGGUCGACGCCGUUGGGACUGUGCGCGUCAUCCCCAUGGUGGCCUCCGUGGGCUCUUUCCUGGGCUUCCUGACGGCCACCUUCCUGGUCAUCUACCCCGAGGUGUCCGAAGAGGCCAAGGAGGAGCAGAAGGGCUUGUCUUCCCAGCCGCUGGGCGAAGGCGGGAGCGGCGGCGGCGAGAAGCCCACCGUGCUGCGGCUGUCCCGGAAGGAGGGCCCGCAGGGGCCCGUGGAGACCGAGUCCAUGGUCUGAGCCGCGCUGGCCCGCGCGUCCCGGGGCGCAGGGAGGCAGGGGGCGCACGCCGCCCCGCAGGCUGGCUGCUUCGGCCUGGGCGGCCGCACAACCCAGAGCCGCUUGGCACAGCCGAGGCGCGGUAGCCGUGGGGGAGGUUUGCGCCACGAGGCAACAAUGCCAGCCGCGUUCACUGCGUUUUCCACAAUUAAAAGAAAUCGUUUGAAAUCUUUUUUUUUUAAUCGAAAAAGAUCUUCUAAUUUCAACGGUAUCUCUUAUUCUGCAGGUAUAUUAUUCUGCAUGUUUUAAAACUGUAAACCAAAUUUACAAUAUAGACAAUAAGCAAUUUAGAAAAAAAGUAAGAUUUCUGCAUUUCUAAAGUCAUCAUUGAAAACAAAAUAUAUGAUGUCCUUUGCUAUAUCUUAUCUGAAUACUUCAGAUAACAGUCGUGUAGUCAGUGACUAAAACAUUUUUAUCCAAUUUUUCCCCUGUGGAUGCCUACAGGUAUUUGGACGUUCUGUCAGAUCUCGUCACAUUUUGUUGGUGCUGCAGCUCUUGGAGAGUAUUUUUCUCUUUGAUUAUUUUCGGGGGAAAAAGUUCUUUUUUUCCCCCCAAACUGUGGUUUUCUUAGAAGAACAGCAUCUCCUGUUUCCCUCAGAGUUUUGCAGAUUGUGCCCGGUCAGCCCUGCUCCGGGGCGGCGGGCGGUGGCAGCAGCGACACCAAAGCUGGGAGGAGGCAGGGCCCCGGGAUUCUCACGGGGAGACCAGGGCGAGUCACGGGCUGGGACGGGAGGCCCGCGGGGCGGCCUGGAGCUGGCAGUUUGGCCCCACGCGUGCCCAGCCCCCGGCCCCUCUUUGUCCCAGGGCCCCCAGAGGGGCUGUGCCUCGCCUGGCACUUUGGCCCAUCUUUCAGCCACUCGCUGGGGAGACAGACGACGGGCAGAGCUCCCGCCGCCAGGCCCGUGCUCCUCUGGCCUCCGCGCCUGCACCCCACUUGCUGCCACAAUCGGAACCGUCUCACGGUGAAGAGAGGGUGUCUUUGGGACAGAAGGAAGGUCCCCUCAUGGGUCAGCUCGAGCGGAAUUCCUGGGUCCCGGGAGCACCAAGCUCGGGUGCCCGGGCGGCGCUGUCGUCACCUCCGCAGCUGCUUGGAAACAUGCUCUUCGAACCACAGUCUCUUUAUAACUAAGCAGUUUCUGCUUUGGCCUCUUCGGGACCGUCAGUCUGCGUUUGCCGAUCUCAGGAGGAGGAGGACGGCCUGCUCUUUCCGGGGAGAGGGAGACAGUUGUGAUACUUCGCUGCCUCAAGUUGAUGGUUUUUUUUUUUAAAUAAAGUACUUUAAAGUGCAUGAGAAUCAUGCUGCAAUAUGAUCACAUUCUAAAGCCAAUAUAUCUAUAUAUCUAUUUCAAGAUGAAACUAAGCAGUUUUUAAAUAAACGACUUGAAUUUUCUAUGUAUCGAAAGGAACAGCUGUGUUUACUGUACUUGGCCGGCCUCUGGUCUUGCCCUGUCUCGGUCGCUGGGGGCACCUUGCAGGCUGUGACUCGUGUCUGAGGAGCAGCGGUCCCCGUCCGCAUCGGACGCGUCCACGGGCCACGUGUCGCUCCCCUCAGAAGCACAGGAUCAUGCAGAACCAACCAGAAGACACAAGCACUUUCCAUGUGCGUGCCCUGGAGAGCAGCCUGGGACAGGAAAUCCAUCCUACCACCGCAGGCCCGGCCAGCGUUCCUGCCACCCCCACUGAUGCCCCUGGCCAGCCAGUGUGCCCCCACAGGUGCCCUGGCAGCUCCCUGAUAACGCAGUUGGACCGCCCGAGUGGCUUUAGGAUGGGGGCCGCCUCUGCCGCGGUCUUGGCUGUGGUCACGCCGUCCCGACGGCUGCUGCUGCGUGGCUGCUUUGCUCCCCGGGGUCUCUGGCAGUGAGAAGACAGGGAGGCCAGAAAGCAGAGAAUGCAGGGAGGGGUCGUACAGCCCAAGUCAGGCUCGGAGGUGGCCAGCCGGAGGGGCAGCACCCCCUGGGCCCGCCCGUGUCCAUGGCCAGUGCUCAGCGACGUGCAGCUGGCCCAGGGCCCACCUGGGGCCGGAGGGGCUUACAGCAGGACCACCGCCUGAAAAGCCUGUUGACAACCUUCCAGACCCCAGCCCGACACUCGAUCGUCAUCUGGAAGAGUGAAGACACCCGAGGAUGUUUCGUUGAAGCCGCCUUGAGGACAAGAACUCACUGGAACGUGCCCGCGGUGAAGGCAUGCGAGGCGCGUGGCUGCUGUCGGCCCCUCGGGGCAGCGGUGGUUGCACUGGGCAGGUUUGCACAGGUUCCGAAGCCCUUUGGAUGUUCAUGACCAAAGCGUGUCUUACUGCGUCUGUCUGGGCGAGCAGGUGCCUUGCAGUCUGCACCAGAGGAGCAGUUGUGGAGCUGGCCUCCGACAGUGCCCUCCCGGCCCCUCGCAGGUGGGGGGCCGUUGAGCAGGCAGGUGUGUGUGUUGGGGUGCUUGGGGUGAGUGCUUUCAGCUCCGCUCCAUCCUUGCAGUGAGAUUAUUCCCAGGUUGCACUGACUUGAAACUCUGUGUCGUCACCUAGUGUCUUAAGAAAGGCUGAGCGAGGCAGGCCGACUGUGGCAGGCGUGCGUGCUCUCUAAUGCUGCACCUCAGACUCGGCGGGGAGGCGGCGUCUGCCCCAGAGCAGGUCCUCUGUGGCCCACUCCCUGGAAAGGUCCUCCGUCCCAUGCGCCAGCCGAGGGGACUGGUCAGGCUGUGGUCAGUGGGCUGUGGCGCCACUGGGUCCGCUGGCCGGGUGGCUGAGGCUAGAGACAGCUGGGAGUGGGGGUCACAGGUCAGAGGGCUGGGAGUGGGUUUGGCAGGGAUUUGGUUGGUCACCACGUAAUAUGAGUGGACUAGUUGCCAAAAGGGGGUAGGUCUGACUUGCAUCUUUUGUUCCCUAUAAAAGUCAGCUGAGUGCAGAAUCUUAGAGAUGCCCCAGACACGCGGCACAGUCUGCGCCUGGCAGGAGGGCACCCAGGGGAAGGCGUGGAGGCCAUCGGUGUCAGCCAGGUGGCCCUUUGUCCCCAUGGUGUCUGCAUUUAGCACAGUGACGCUCCCAGGUGGCUGGAGGGCUGGCCGUGGGGUCCAGCCUGCUGAGCUGCCCCAGGAGUUCCGGGGACCAGCAGUGUUCCGGCUGGGAGGUGGGGGCUGGGCCCCAGAUAGUCCUCAGGUGUGUUUCUCAAGGCACAGGUGUGUGGCGAGGUCGCUCUGUGUCCCCCCCCCCCAAAGUGGAGCCUCUCCGAGGGCAGGAGUGACCUAGGCUGUGCGAAAGGGCAGUCUUCUCUCCCUGGUGGCCCGGGCCUCUGCCGCCUGUGCUGUUUGUGCGGCGUGUCUGAACAUCACUCCAAAGGUACCAGCCUUUCCCUCCCGGGGCUGACGGUGUGCACGGCAGGCGGCGACAGAGACGCCUCCACGUUCACGUGAUGCGAAGCGACUUCGAGCUGGUGCCCCGGCUUCUGUCCACCUUCAGCCCCCGGCCGUGAGCGCAGGCGCACCUGCCAGGGUCCUCCUUGAGGGCUGCCGCCGGGAAGAUGCACGGCCGUCUGUCCUGUCCCAUCUGCGGGCGGCUGCUGCUGAGACGCCACAUCCAUCUUCCUGCCGGCUUCCGGGCCCGCUGGAGGGGCUGCCCCCCAGAACCCACUAACUGAGCACCCUGGGCGCGGUUGUCGGGUGCCGUGGACGCGGCACGACCCUCGGAUACCCGCACGCUUGGGGGCUCUGCCUUCACCUUCUCAUUACCUCCUCUUGGGGAGCCGGCCACCCCGGACCUGGCCCCUCUGCCGGUCACCCUCGGGACUGGGCCGGCUCCGCUGGGACCUCCGGCGGCGAGCUGAGCGGUCUGCGUGUCUCCGGUGCUGUGGACCGAGACGCUCGGGGUGGCAGGACAAGCCGAUUAUUGGAAAUGCCCCUUGUUACCAGAGAAACUCCGGGGCAUCUCGGAACAAAACUUAUUUAGUUCCAUUGUGAACUGGCCACAGGACAACUUUUUAUCAACUUAUUAAGUUGGAGCACUGUCCUAGCUCUCGCUGAUUCUAGCGGUGAUACAAGUGUGUGUUAGACACAUGAUGCUUCAUGAGGAAGGGACUGUGAGGAAGAGUACUCGCUCGCAUUACUCAACUUUUUACGGGGUGGGCGGAAGCAGCCUGGGGUCUGUGUGUCCACGCAGGGCCCCUGGCCCCGUGCCUCUUCCCGGGAGCUGCAGCUGCCGGGCGCUGUCUGUCCCCCACACCCGUGCACAGGCCUGUCCACGUGGCGCUCACCUCCGCGCGUAGACCCGGCCCUCCCUGCGUCGGCUCUGCUCUGUCACCUCCGUGGUUGUAUCUUAAUAAACCUUUCCCGACCAGG